Molecule: messenger RNA, 941 nt
Organism: Pediculus humanus corporis (human body louse)
Lineage: Eukaryota; Metazoa; Arthropoda; Insecta; Psocodea; Pediculidae
Exons: 2
Coding region: 1-786 (261 amino acids)
Source: RefSeq, a predicted model, not a curated record
AUGAUUGGUCAAACUUUGGUUGUCGUCUUGGCCGCUCUCGGUCUUGCCGCCGGAUCCUGCGUCAGAACUCAAACCAACGUCGUUAUGCCAGAAUUCGUUGGAUCUGCUGUCUCUUCUCCAGUCUUCGGUGGUUCCGUUGUUUCCGCCCCAGUCGUCUCUGCCCCAGUUGUCUCUGCCCAAUUUGUUUCUGCCCCAGCUGUUGUCUCUGCUCCAGUUGUUACUGAAGCUCUUAACAUGGGAGCCGCCGGAGUUAUGGGAGCCGGAGUCAUGGGAGCCGGACUUAUGGGAGCUGGAGUCAUGGGAGCUGGAGUCAUGGGAGCUGGAGUCAUGGGAGCCGGAUCUGAAACUCUUGUUGCCGCUGGACUUAACGGACCAGAAACCGCCCCAUUGCCAGUCGUUCAAGCCCCAUCUGUCACCCUCCCAACCGUCGAAUCUCCAAUGGUCACCCUCUCCGCUCCAGCCGUCCCAGCCCCAAGAGUUCUUGCUUCCAGAUGCGUCUGCACCAAGACCGUCGUCAAGCCACAAGUUUACCAACGUGUUGUCACCGUUCCAAAGGUCCAACGUUACUUCAAGAGAACCGUCACCCCAGUCGUCGAAAACCUCGUCUACAAGUCCAAGCCACUCACUGCCUCCAACAACGUUGUCGGUGGUGCUGUUGUCGGAUCUGGUGCCGUUGUCGGAUCUGGUGCCGUUGCUGGUUCUGGUGCCGCUGUUGUCGGAUCUGGACUCGUUAACUCUGGCUCUUCCGUUGUUGUCUCUGGAUCUUCCAACUGCAGAGUUUGCUAAAUUACCACCACGACCAUUUUAAAAAACCAAAGUGAACAAUCACUAAAACUUUUUUAAAAUUUUCAACCAAAAAAAAAAAUCACAAAAAAGUAAGAUCAUUUAAUCCAAUUAAAAUGAUCUUAAUUGUUUCAUCUUUGUUUUUUUUUUUUUUUAAA